CGCUUUACUCAAUAUUCUCCCCCUUCUCUUCUUUUUUUCCCUUUCCUUUUUCUUUCUUCUUUAUUUCUCUUCAAUUCAAUCACGAACAAGCUACCAUUGCAUUACAAUCACAAUUACAAUUUUCUCAUCAACCAAACGCUCUCAUUUCACCGGAGCACAGCAAUGGCAGCCUCCACCAAUUCCUCCGGCGGUGCCUUGCCGUUGCUAACCAACCGAACCGCCGUAGCAGGUCUCAAGUUCUAUGUCUUAGUCCUCAUUUUCCUUGCAAUCGUAGCUGCAAUUGUUCUCACCACCUUUCUCUGCUUUCGCCGGAACCGAAUCUCAAAAAAGAGUAAAAUGCGGCGAGUGAAGCAUAGCUCCGGCACAAUUCCACUCGUAUCAAAGGAGAUCGUGGAGGUGAUCAAGAUCGAACACGUUGACGAUGAUUCGAAGAUGAAGAAGAAGGUAGAGUCCGAUGAGAUCGAAGAGAGUAGUAGUGUGUCGGUGGAGUCUCCGUCACAGAAUAUAGGUUGGGGACGGUGGUAUAGCUUGAAGGAACUUGAAAAUGCGACGGAUGGAUUUGCGGAAGGGAACGUGAUCGGAGAAGGAGGGUAUGGAAUUGUAUACAGAGGAAUUCUGCAAGACGGUUCUGUGGUAGCUGUCAAGAAUCUACUCAACAAUAAGGGUCAAGCACAGAAAGAGUUUAAGGUGGAGGUUGAAGCCAUUGGAAAAGUGAGGCACAAGAAUUUGGUCGGGUUAGUUGGUUAUUGUGCAGAAGGUGCUCAAAGGAUGCUUGUUUAUGAAUAUGUUGACAAUGGAAAUUUAGAGCAGUGGCUGCAUGGUGAUGUAGGACCUAUUAGUCCCUUGACUUGGGAUAUACGAAUGAAGAUUGCUGUUGGAACUGCAAAAGGACUAGCCUAUUUGCACGAAGGCUUAGAACCCAAAGUUGUCCACCGCGACGUAAAAUCCAGUAACAUUCUUUUGGACAAACAUUGGAAUGCCAAAGUAUCAGACUUUGGACUGGCCAAGCUCUUAGGGUCUGGGAAAAGCUACGUGACAACACGUGUGAUGGGGACAUUUGGAUAUGUUUCACCUGAGUAUGCAAGCACUGGUAUGCUUAAUGAGGGCAGUGACGUGUAUAGUUUCGGGAUUCUACUCAUGGAGCUAGUUACAGGAAGAAGUCCUGUUGAUUAUUCUAGACCACCCGGAGAGAUGAACUUGGUUGAUUGGUUUAAGGGAAUGGUAGCAAGUCGUCGUGGUGAGGAGCUAGUUGAUUCUUUAAUUGAGAUUCAGCCUUCUCCAAGAUCUUUGAAGCGAGCUUUACUGCUCUGUCUGCGUUGCAUAGAUUUGGAUGCCAAUAAGCGACCAAAGAUGGGUCAAAUUGUUCAUAUGCUUGAGGCAGAUGAUUUUCCCUUUCGUUCUGAACUAAGAACUAGAGAGAGAAAUCAUGUUCCCUCUCAAGAAGACACGUCCAAAAAGGCUCCGUAUCCAACAAGGCAUGUGGAGCCAGCUUAUAAAGCAAGCUGGAGAUGAUUGUCGAGGGCAAUGCCCAUGGUAGCCCAGGAUUACGCAUUACUUGACCUGAUGAUGUUCAACUUGUUAUGGAAGAGUCAGAAGCCAUUGUGCAUAUCUUAUACCACGUAGUUGUUUUUCUUUAGGUCUUAACAUAUUUUGUUGUAUUGCUUAUAUUAUCUUGUGAAUAAACGAGCCUUGUAAAUAUGUAGUAUCUCUCAAGAUAUAACAAUUUUAUCAGUCUGAAUAUGAUAAUAUUUUUGCAUUAUUGCUUA
Messenger RNA from Cicer arietinum (chickpea), 1766 nucleotides. Its product is annotated as probable receptor-like serine/threonine-protein kinase At4g34500. The record is from RefSeq and is a predicted model, not a curated record. Gene Ontology annotation, biological process: protein phosphorylation. Lineage: Eukaryota; Viridiplantae; Streptophyta; Magnoliopsida; Fabales; Fabaceae. Gene Ontology annotation, molecular function: protein kinase activity; ATP binding.